Messenger RNA from Anthonomus grandis grandis, 3387 nucleotides. RefSeq names its product zinc finger protein 675-like. Lineage: Eukaryota; Metazoa; Arthropoda; Insecta; Coleoptera; Curculionidae. Gene Ontology annotation, molecular function: zinc ion binding; RNA polymerase II transcription regulatory region sequence-specific DNA binding; DNA-binding transcription factor activity, RNA polymerase II-specific. The record is from RefSeq and is a predicted model, not a curated record. The transcript is spliced from 15 exons. The coding region runs from base 129 to 3320 and encodes 1063 amino acids. Gene Ontology annotation, biological process: regulation of transcription by RNA polymerase II. Gene Ontology annotation, cellular component: nucleus.
AAUGUUUUUUGUCCUAAUUUAUUUUUGUAUGUAAUAAUUUGUUUAUUGCUUAGAAUUUUUGAGUUUAUUUAAUAAAUUAUUACAUUAUUCUUUAUAACAGGAGUAGUGCUUGAAAAUAUAUCACUGCAAUGAGUGGUCAGCGCAGAGUGUGCUGUGUGAUGAACUGUGACAAAUAUAAUUCUAAAUAUUUAAAAAUUAAAAGGACAUUUUUUCAAUUUCCAUCAGAUCCUGAAAAGUACCAAAAUUGGCUGAAUGCUGUGGGAACUACCAAUAUGAGAAAGGAAAACAUCCACAGAAAACAGAUGUUUAUAUGUAGCUUGCACUUUGAUAAUGAGUCCAUUUUACAACAAUCUAUGAAAAUCUAUAUAGAUGGAGAGGAAGUUCUUUUGCAAAGGCAACGCCAGAGAUUAAAAAAGGAUGCAAUGCCUACAAUCUUUCCUAAAAAGCAGGAAGUAGGCUCUUUAAAAGCUGAGCCGGAACAACACCAUAGCAUAGAAAAAUUUCAACAAAAACAAAAAGUUUCCAUUACACCUUUACCAACAUCUGAUGUAUCUUCAGAAGCCAUUGUAUCCAUUCCUGAAACCGAGAAGGAAAUAACUAACCCAGAACCUAAUGUGCAAACUGAAAUUUAUUUCCCGAAACCUGAAGUGGCUUUGUCCCAAAAUUAUGAAUCUAAAGACUUGAUAACAGACUGGCAGAACAACUCUUUAAUAAAUAGUGUCCUUCAGCACUCUGAACCUCAGCAUUGGGGAAUGACUGUGGGAAAUUCAGGUCUUUAUUUCAAUUAUGUUGGUGACAAAUUGAAGAAAUUUGAAGGAAUCAAUCUAGCUAUACUGGUAAAAUAUGAUAUGUCUGUAGAGAUUAUUGCUCAAGGACCUACAGCAACAUACCCAGUACUGAACCCCAUUACUUGUUUUUCAGAUCUAAUUUUAGCUAUGGAAAAAGUUAUGCAGGCGGAUUUAUGCACCGGAAGCGAUUGUGCUGAUGUUUUUUAUGUUAGAAAACCAAAAUCUGGAAGUACAUUAUGCAAACCAUGUCAAAAAGAGAGAAGAUUGAGACUAGAUAGGGUUAAGAGGAAACAUCAGCGCAUGCAACACAGGAUUUUAAAUCCCAGGCAAAUGACUGAGAAAAAUUUGAGGCGUAAAUAUUUGAGGACCCUUAAAAAGGCUGCCAGUAAUGAAUCCACCAAACAUGACUUCGAUCCUUUCUGGGAUAGUCCUGACAUUGACAUUAGCCAUGAGCUUAUUUUGGACAAAACCGAACUCUCAGACAAUGGAAAUUUGACAGAUACAAACGAUAGCACCUCAAAGGAGGAUUCCACUCCAGCAGACGGUGAUUCAUCAAAAUCUUGCUCGAAAAUUCCAGAAGGACUAUUACAACUAUUUGAUAUUAGUUCUCAGAAUUCAAGAUGCUUGGUAGUAAACAAAGAUAUGUCCACAGAAGAAACCAAUGACUUGGUUUCUGGUGGAAUUAAUGUUAUCCACAUGUCUUCUGAUCCUAAUAAAAAGAAGAGAAUCAUAUAUGUCGGGAGGGAUGUGUCUACCUGUUUUAAACAGUGUCCUUACUGUAAUAUUUCUUUUAUGUGUGUUGCUGAAGCAGACGACCAUAAGCUUGCCCAUAAGAAAGGCAAAAUAAAACUUGAUGAGAAACUUGUGGGAAGAACGAUUUUCAGAUGUACCAAAUGCCCUGCUGAGUUUGUUGUGCAAAAAGACUUUAAAGUCCACUCUUUUGAUUUUCACAAGGAUAGAAAACCCUUUGUUUGUUCUUGCUGCAAAAGAAAGUUUAAAGGCUUCAAGGAACUACAAAAACACUCGAAAUAUACAUUUAAUGGCUCAUGCCGGCGCGUAUGCCCGAAAUGUAACAAAGAUUUCAAGACAAGCUCAUUGUUUAUGGAGCACAUGACUGCUUCCAAGUCCUUAUCCACUUGUGACAUUGUGAAGUGCAAACAGUGCAAAGAGUGGAUGAUAAAAUCAAUAUUAACUGAUCACAUGAAAACUCAUCCUAAGACGACCAGAUGUUUACUUUGUCCGAAAUGUGGAAAAUCUGUCACCCAUUUAUCGGCGCAUAUGCGGAGAACACACUUGAAACUCGGCCGUAUUGCAUGUUCAAAAUGCGGACGGGUAUGUAACGGAAGGUCUAGUCUUUCCGUACAUAUGAAAACGGUACACGGAGAGGCGCAGUUUAUUUGCGACCAAUGUCCUCGCAUGUUUAAACACAUUCAGUAUUUGAAGAAACAUGUCCAAGUACAUCAUACGGGCACCAAAACAGAAAAACCGUCUUCAUAUCCAUGCGAGAAAUGUGGCGUAACGUUUAAGCACGGUUUUGGUUUACGGUUCCAUAUUAGAAUUUUCCACGAAGGAGUCAAAAACUUCGUGUGCGAUCUAUGCGGGGAACGUUUUGCUAGAAACGACUAUCUGCGACGCCACAAGAAAUACCACGACCUCUACGUGAAAAAUGUUUGUGACAUAUGUAAAACCAGUUUUAGAACGUCCUCGUAUUUGAAGAUUCAUAUGGAAGGGGGCCACGAUGAAAAUGGUCAGCCUUUAUUUAGGAGGGGUUGCCGUAAUGCUUCGGGUACCGGGUUCUUAAACAGAAACAUUAAACGGAGUAAAAUACCACCAUCCAUGAAGCCAAAAGCCUGCCCUAUAUGCCAUAAGGUUCUAUCCAAUUCUGCAUCAUUAAGGAUGCAUUAUAGGGGACAUUUGAGAUUGUUGCAUAGAAAAUGCCCAAAGUGUGAUAGUCUUUUUGCAAGCCAAAGCACAUUAGAUACCCAUUUAAAGCGUCAUGAUGAUCCGCGAUAUGAUUCACGAUGCCGAGUUUGCCACAUAUACCAAUAUUCCAAAGAAGAUAUGAAAAAACACAUGGAAACCACCCACAAGAAUAUGAAGCAUAAGUGCCAUAUUUGCGAGGAGGUGUUCGGUCGGAAACAUCUUCUUACCAAUCACAUCCACAGAAAACAUCCAGAGGAGUGCGAGAAGCGUCGCGAGGUUUGGUCCGCUUUGAUUAAACAAAAGGCUGAGGACGUACCGCUCGAGGAUUACAAAUCUACACGCACCCAUCGCAAAAGUAAUUUCCAAGAGAACGAUGUCAACCUUCUACUAAAUCAAUUAACAUCGGAAUCUAAGGCCGACGAUAUCUUUAUUGAGGUGGAAGAGGAGCCGCAUUGGGAUGGCGGAGAGCAAGAGAUUGUGGAGGAGGAAAUAGAUGACUGUAAAAUAACCAUUUCAGACGAAGGAAUUGACUAUGAUUUAUUUGGUCAAGAUUACGAUUCGGCUGAGGCGACUCUGCAGCUAAAACAAGAUUUAGAAAACGGCUUUUGAUUAUUCUUUUUUUGUUUGGUAUUUUUUAAGAUGCUGUAUUAAGUCAUUAAAUAAAUAAUUUUAUGUA